Caenorhabditis remanei is the source of this 720-nucleotide messenger RNA. RefSeq lists its product as uncharacterized. The record is from RefSeq and is a predicted model, not a curated record. Bases 1 to 720 code for a protein of 239 amino acids. The transcript has 6 exons. Lineage: Eukaryota; Metazoa; Nematoda; Chromadorea; Rhabditida; Rhabditidae.
AUGGAAAACCGUCUGCCAGCUGAAAAUCUCUUCUCCCAAAAACAAUCCUGGCCUAUUCUCAACGGCCUCCUUGCUCAGCAUCAACUAACUCCACCUGUGCCAGCUGACUUCUCACUCACUCAAGGUGUGGCCCCCACCCGAAAACGCCCGACGGAUCAGGUCUUGGGAAAUGACCUUCUCUCUUUGAUCACCGCGAACGGAGCCACAGAGUUCUCUCAAUUGGUUGGCUCACAACCAAUUCCAGAACUCGUCGUUCCGUUCAUUCCACCGGGUGUCCAAACUCAACCGGUCAUCUCGUCCUCGUACCACGACCUUCUCGGCAAAGACGUUCCAAACGUUACUCCAAUCCAACGCGAUGCGCUCAAGAUCAUAUUGCAGAUGAAUGAUUCGUUUGUCUCCAAUGUGGAGAACAAACUCAAAGAAAUCAAUGUCUCUGAAAGUGACUUCGAAGCCUACGUUGACCACGUUACUGGUCAAACUAACCUCCCGUCCUACACAUUUGUGACCUGGAGUGCAACUCAAAAGGAGGUCAUCGAGGCUAUUAGAAUGCAAAUGGUCAAGAAUCGAAACAUUAUCGAGAAGCUUUGUGAGGGAUACGAUAUUCCAAAACAAACACUCAUCGCUUUCAUCAAGGAGCAAUGCGAGUAUAUGGAGCAGGAGAAGAUGCGAGAGAUGCUUCAGGGACAAGUCACUGGAAGUGUCUUACCAAUUGGACAAUGA